Messenger RNA from Dicrocoelium dendriticum, 514 nucleotides. The record is from the annotation of a GenBank genome assembly. Lineage: Eukaryota; Metazoa; Platyhelminthes; Trematoda; Plagiorchiida; Dicrocoeliidae.
CAGACUUUUUCUGCGACGCUGUUGCAAGGUGUUUGGCUACCGAGCUUCUGAGCUGCCCUUGCAUGCUUCCCUGCACUAAUUUGUCUAUCGGCCCACUAGAUUCAUGAUAGGUCCACAUCCGUCCCUCUUGGAUUUGAUCUUCUCUAAAUUCAUUGAUUUUGUCACGGACAUUUUAUACAAAUCACCUCUAGGUGCUAGAAACCAAGCAUGUCCCUCAUUUAAGUGCGCCCUUAGUCGUCAGAUUAAUGAUCAUUCCGACCGAGUUCCAAAUAUAUGGCGCGCGGACUGUCAGACAAUGAAAGCCGAAGCCGCAAAGUCGUCUUCUGUCAUUUUGGAAAGUGAUGACAUUCAAACGGCCUGGGACAGAUUUAACUCAUGCUUCAUUGAGCUCUCUCUCCCAUAUACCACUAUCUGGCAGAAAUGCAACUAGGGCAAAACCACCCUGGUUUGAUUCUGCUGUACACAAACAACUCAACAGACGUGCCAGAUGUUGGCGUACCUACUUAUCUGCUCC